UUCUCUUCACUGAUAUUUCAUGAGGGGAAGUGCUUCAGAAACUACAACUAGAGAACAUGUGGGUUGAGUCUCAGGAAGACUGUCUCCUGCACGGACUGCAAUUGAAUCGUUCCAGACAUGAGCACCCAAGCAAAGUACUUGUAGAAGAGAGAAAGAAAAUUACAUCGGAAUCCAUGCAGCCUGCAAUGAUGAUGUUUUCCAGUAAAUACUGGGCAAGGAGAGGGUUGUCUCUGGAUUCAGCAGUGCCAGAAGAACAUCAGCUACUUGGCAACUUAACACUCAACAAAGCUACUUCUGGCAAAAGUGAUGACAAGAAAGGCAGCAAGGGAAGCAACAAAAGCGAAAGCACUACUGAAAGUGGCAAGACAGCGGUGGUCUUCUCCUUGAAAAAUGAAGUUGGCGGAUUGGUGAGAGCUCUGAGGCUCUUCCAGGAAAAACAUGUCAACAUGGUUCAUAUCGAAUCCAGAAAAUCCCGGCGAAGAAGUUCUGAGGUUGAAAUCUUUGUAGACUGUGAGUGUGGCAAAACAGAAUUCAAUGAGCUCAUUCAGUUGCUGAAAUUUCAAACCACAAUUGUGACACUGAAUCCACCGGAGAACAUUUGGACCGAGGAAGAAGAGCUAGAGGAUGUUCCCUGGUUCCCUCGGAAGAUCUCUGAGUUAGACAAAUGCUCUCACAGAGUUCUCAUGUAUGGCUCUGAGCUUGAUGCCGAUCACCCAGGAUUUAAGGACAAUGUCUAUCGACAGAGAAGAAAAUAUUUUGUGGAUGUGGCCAUGGGUUAUAAAUAUGGUCAGCCCAUUCCCAGGGUGGAGUACACUGAAGAAGAAACCAGAACUUGGGGCAUUGUCUUCCGAGAGCUCUCCAAACUCUACCCCACUCAUGCUUGCCGGGAGUAUUUGAAAAACUUCCCUCUGCUGAGUAAAUACUGUGGCUACCGGGAGGACAACGUGCCUCAGCUUGAAGACGUCUCUACGUUUCUGAAAGAAAGGUCUGGCUUCACUGUGAGGCCGGUGGCCGGAUACCUGAGCCCUCGCGACUUUCUCGCAGGACUGGCCUACAGAGUGUUCCACUGUACUCAGUAUGUCCGGCAUGGCUCGGACCCCCUCUACACCCCGGAACCAGACACAUGCCAUGAACUUUUGGGACACGUCCCCCUACUGGCGGAUCCUAAAUUUGCUCAAUUUUCACAAGAAAUAGGACUGGCGUCUCUGGGAGCAUCAGAUGAAGAUGUUCAGAAACUGGCCACGUGCUAUUUCUUUACAAUCGAGUUUGGUCUUUGCAAGCAAGAAGGACAGCUGCGAGCAUAUGGAGCAGGACUACUUUCCUCCAUUGGAGAGUUAAAGCACGCUCUCUCUGACAAGGCGUGUGUGAAAGCCUUUGACCCAAAGACGACUUGCUUACAGGAAUGCCUUAUCACCACCUUCCAGGAAGCCUACUUUGUUUCAGAAAGUUUUGAAGAAGCCAAAGAAAAGAUGAGGGACUUUGCAAAGUCAAUUACCCGUCCCUUCUCAGUGUACUUCAAUCCCUACACACAGAGUAUUGAAAUUCUGAAAGACACCAGAAGUAUUGAAAAUGUGGUGCAGGACCUCCGCAGUGAUUUGAACACAGUGUGUGAUGCCUUAAACAAAAUGAACCAAUAUCUGGGGAUUUGAUGUCUCAUACCACUGUUGUUGCCCGCAUGAUCUUUUUGGAGCUUAGCAGCAAAUUCAGUGAACGUCAUAUUACACCAAUAGUGUUCUGUGUCAUGGCUCGACUAGUAAGCAUGCAAUUCUGUAUACCUAUACCACUUGAAAUUUACUGUGUUAGUGUGUGAACACCACAAGGAACCCCACCACAGAUAACCACUCAUUGUAUGAAAGUUUGUAAAUGUUUCAAUGUCUUAAAUGGAUGUGAUAUUCUUGCAUAGUGCCCUUAACCAAACUGCAACUCUUUCAAACCUGUAACAAAUGGUCCUCUUAUGAUUCUAGCUUAUGACCUUUUCUUUCUUGGAUCUGAGCCUUUCCUCUGUAUUCAUUAGAUAAAAUGGAAAUAGCAAUGAAGCUGUUUCUAUUUUUAAUAGUAUUAGUGUUUUCACAGCAUUAUUUGAGAUAAACGCAGACUUGUAGGAAACCUUCCUUCACAUUUACAGAAGACUCAGCAUUCUGCUUCAAAAACCAUCGUGGUAACACUAUAGUUGGAAUGACUUUUAGGUUCAGUAUUUAUACGAUACAAGAAAACAGAAGUUUUUACGAAUGGGAUGUGUAGGUUGCAUUGACCUUGUAAAAACUGAAUUUUGGCAGGCUUCUUUAAGCAUUUUGAAAGAUAAUGCUUCCAGAGAGAAUGUUAGAAGGACUAAACAUUGGAGAAUAAAUACUGGGACUCUGAAUUUUAA
This is a messenger RNA of Lepus europaeus (European hare), 2368 nucleotides long. It is a transcript of the gene TPH2, whose product is annotated as tryptophan hydroxylase 2. Gene Ontology annotation, biological process: serotonin biosynthetic process; aromatic amino acid metabolic process. The record is from RefSeq and is a predicted model, not a curated record. Bases 57 to 1649 code for a protein of 530 amino acids. Gene Ontology annotation, cellular component: neuron projection. Gene Ontology annotation, molecular function: tryptophan 5-monooxygenase activity; iron ion binding. Lineage: Eukaryota; Metazoa; Chordata; Mammalia; Lagomorpha; Leporidae. The transcript has 13 exons.